GUUGCCGAUACCUUCAACCAGUUUAUUGACCUUGAGAACGAAUACCGCGAGCAGAUGGAUGAAAAAAAGUGUCCAGACUCUUCACACUGAGCUCCAGGAACACAAAACCCGACUGGAGGACAAGGAGAGCCAGAUAUAUGAUCUUAUGGCUGAGCGUGAUGAGUACAAGACUGCCUAUGCUGAAGCACAGCUGCGUUCCCGUGGUUCCACUGUGGAAAGCACCAAGCCAUCUGGCAAAUCUGAAAAGGUGCCUGACCCUCCACUCCUCACGGAUGGCAAAGAACCCAAGUUCGAGGACUGGAUGAUCGAGAUGAAAGGGAAGUUUGUGGCCAAUGCAGACAGAUUUGACAAUGACCAAAUGAAACGUGUCUAUCUCACCUCUCGCACCGGAGGUUUGGCGCGUCAACAGUUGAGCGUUAGACUGCGUGAAGAUGCCACUGAUCCCUAUACCAGUGUGGAACAGAUGUUCAAGACACUCACUACUGCUUUUCGAAACCCCCACUGCCGCAUGGAAGCCGAUGCUGAACUCCAGACUAUGUACAUGCAUCCUGGCGACAAGUUUCUUGAAUUCCUGGCCAAGUUCCUGCUACUAGCGAGUGAGGCUGGAAUCCCUGAUGACCAAUACAAGAUUGAGCUCAACCGACGACUCACUGACAAGGUCAAGGAGUUGUCCCUUCCCUAUAUUGGUGAUGAUAAGACUUUUGAUGAAUUUACAGCCUAUGUGGGUACAGUAGUCCAGUCCUUGAACGUCAACUCCCAAGAGGCCAAACGCCGCAAUCUGAGUCGGAACUCCCGCAACAACUCCCAGAAGGCUACCAGUGGUCCAAGCAGCUCUCAACUUGAUGACAAUACACGACAGGAGCUGAUGAAUCAAGGGAAGUGCUUUCAUUGUAAGGAGUCAGGUCAUGUUUUCUGAGACUGUCCCCGAUGAAAGAAGAAC
Messenger RNA from Aspergillus glaucus CBS 516.65, 940 nucleotides. RefSeq lists its product as uncharacterized. The coding region runs from base 59 to 916 and encodes 285 amino acids. The record is from RefSeq and is a predicted model, not a curated record. Lineage: Eukaryota; Fungi; Ascomycota; Eurotiomycetes; Eurotiales; Aspergillaceae. The transcript has a single exon.